Molecule: messenger RNA, 321 nt
Organism: Blepharisma stoltei
Lineage: Eukaryota; Ciliophora; Heterotrichea; Heterotrichida; Blepharismidae
Source: the annotation of a GenBank genome assembly
AUGGAACAUAACUACGAACAACUAGGAGAGAAUUUAGGAAAAGCUAUCUCUCAAGGAGAAAUAGAAAAUGCAGUAAAACUCAUCCACGAAUUAGUAGAACUUGACGCUUCAUACACUCUUAUAUUAGAACCAAAAAAUGCUGCACCUGAAGAGAAACCUAGAGAAAGAGAGCCAAUAGUGCCUAAUAAUCAUGAAAUCCCAAAGCAAAAUGAACAAAUUUUUAAUUCCCUUCUUGAAAUGGGUGUAGAUCGUGAAAAGGCGUAUACAAUUUCGCAACAGUGCAGCAGCAUGGAUGAAGCAGUUCAGCGAGCUUUUGAUUAA